UGCUGUAUUAAAUGGCGAUUAUAUGCAGGCGCGGAACCUCCUGUGGCUCUUAUGGAGAAUCCAUCUAUCUAUAUACAUAAAAUGAGACAAGCGCCGUACCAGGAUUCGCGAAGAAUUCCGCUUGUUUUGAGGCUUCUAGUUAAAGCAAUUUUCCAGUUCUUUGUUCUGAUAUGGUUUAUCUGGUUCAAGAUACAGAUUCCAGAUGUGUUUAUUGUCCAGCAUCCUCCUUCCUUACCUGCGUUGCUCGUCAUCAAGUUGACCAGCUGGUUUAGACUGACUAGUUUGAUAAUUGAUUGGCACGAUUAUAUGCAUACGCCGUUUGGGUUAUCCAGCAACAGAUUUCCCACGGCGGUGAGGAUUUACCAUUGGUUCGAAAGGUUUCUUGGUAGGAUGGCCGAUGGGGCCUUGUGCGUUACGCAGGCUAUACAGCAUGAUCUAUCUCAGAAAUACGGAAUUGAAGCUAAGGUUUUUUAUGAUCAAACCUAUGAUUCUUUUCAACCAGCUACAAUUAAAGAGAAGCAUGAGCUCUUUUGCAGAUUAAGGGAAGACUUUAGUUAUUUGUAUGAUAUUGAAAGUUGGGUUAACAAUCGUGAUGCUGGAACUGUGAGAAGAAUUACUAGUGCUGCUGAAAACUGCAAGGAAUAUGAUGCAACAGAUACUCUUCUUACAGCUCAGAUCGACGAUGGGUUCAGAGAUAAAUCAGAUAGACCUGCCGUUAUUGCAACCUGUAUGAACUGGAAUCGAGAAAAAAAUAUAAGCAUGCUUCUAGAAGCAGCAGCCAUAUAUGACAAGCAUCUUGAUUCAACGCUCAAUGUGGAGAGAGCUGAGCAGAUUUCUCUUGGCGCAGACACUAGCACCGACAAGAAGCACUUAUAUCCAAAAAUUCUGUUCAUAAUUAUCGCUAAAGAGGGGGAACAACAAAAGUAUGAAAACAUUUUUGGGAAGUCGCUUCUGAAACAUGUUGCCUUCUUCACGUUAUCUUUGGCAAGUGUGGACUACCAAAUAUUGCUAGGAUCAGCAGACUUAGGCGUUUGCCUGAAUACUUCUUCCUCUGGCUUGGACCUUCCUUUUACGGUAGCAGAUAUGUUUGGAUGUGGAUUGCCUGUUUGUGGUGCUUCUUUUCCUGGCAUCGAGGAGCUCAUAGAUGACUGGAGAGAUGGUCUCGUCUUUUCGACAUCUUCUGAUCUGGCUAACUCAUUCUUGACUCUUUUUAGAGGCUUUCCCUACAACUGUAAUGCUUUGAAGUUGAUGCGAAUGGGAGCCCUGGCGAAGGCAUCCUCUGUGAGAUGGCAUGCUGAGUGGGAGAAUCAGGUCAAACCCUUUAUUGAGAAGGUAGGUUUUUUUAACUUGUCAGAUUUUUAUCCUUUGUUGUGCUUGUAUGUUCCUUCGUAACACCAGUAAUUAAGCACGUGGAGUCGCUUCCUUAGCUAAGUAGAUGAGUUUAAGUUCAUCUUUGCUGGGAGGAUUUUAUUUGGAAUUAUUCAGUAAACCAACGCGUGUCUAACUCUUCAUUGAUCCUUCAUCUUAACUGAUGAAAUACAUUUUAAGGAGGCUCUGUUAAUUAA
Molecule: messenger RNA, 1565 nt
Organism: Ananas comosus (pineapple)
Lineage: Eukaryota; Viridiplantae; Streptophyta; Magnoliopsida; Poales; Bromeliaceae
Product: UDP-glycosyltransferase TURAN-like
Exons: 13
Coding region: 52-1392 (446 amino acids)
Cellular component (GO): endoplasmic reticulum
Molecular function (GO): mannosyltransferase activity
Source: RefSeq, a predicted model, not a curated record